Molecule: messenger RNA, 2945 nt
Organism: Misgurnus anguillicaudatus (oriental weatherfish)
Lineage: Eukaryota; Metazoa; Chordata; Actinopteri; Cypriniformes; Cobitidae
Source: RefSeq, a predicted model, not a curated record
GAACAAAGGAAAUAAUUUAUUUGUGAAAGUUCCGAUGCAAGACAGAUGCCUAAGAUCAUUGUUCAUUGAUAAUUUAAUGUCAUUUCUAAUUUUAGUACCUAUUGCAAUAUGCAUUUUUCUUUACCUGUACCAGGGACAUUGACAUUACUCACAAAUAAAUAAUUGUCAUUUCCUCCUUUAGGGGCUAUAAAAGAGGAGCUCUGUGCUGAUAGUUACAGAUAAUCUGAGCUCUUCUCAUCAUCAUGUAUCUGACUUUUUUACUCCUGACACUGCAGGUGUUGAGCACCACAGCUUCACACUUUUAUGGAGGAUUAAUGACUUUUAACUCAAGAAGUAACUUUGAUGGAUCAUACAAGGUGGAACUUCGCUUCAAGACGGCCUACCAUCAAUGUUCCUCAUUUGAUAACUGGGCAUGCUGGUCUGGAGACUGUGGCACUGAGGACAGUUAUGAGAUGGGUCAAAUAGAUUCAAGUGUCAAUGGUGGAAACUGGUGUCAGUCUGAGGGAAUCAUAACAAGAACCGUUUCCACCAAUGACCCAUUUGAGCUGGUAAACCAGAAUUGCUGUUGGAUUUACAACACAGUGACAAUGGCUGGACCCUGGAGUCUUUUCACACAAAUUGACCUUGGAGUGAGAUCAGACACCUCAGAGCCCAACAGAUCCCCAAUCACUACCACAUUACCGUUUCUUAGAGUUCCUCAGAACUGUCCAAGGAAGUUCAAUCUUUUAGCCUUUGAUCCUGAUGGUGACCACGUCAGAUGUAGAUAUGGACUCGCAUACAAUAAUGAGUGUGGAAUUUGCAACCAACCUGCUGGUUUUACUUUGGAUCAGAAUGAAUGUUUGUUGUCGUAUGACUACACAUCGCUCACAGGAGUUUAUUCAUUUGAGUUGGUACUGGAGGAUUUCCCCAUGCAGACGAUCACUCUGUCCUACACCAACCAACCUUCAGUGACUAGAGAUCCAGUCAGUUUCAACAGAGCCCGACGCAUGGUUCGAAGCAUUGGUUUAACUUAUAAAACCACAGUUCCACCGACUACAACCCCAGUUCCACCGACUACAACCCCAGUUCCACCGACUACAACCCCAGUUCCACCGACUACAACCCCGGUUACACAUACUACUACCCCAGUUCCACCGUCUACAACCACAGUUCCUCCGACUACAACCCCAGUUCCACCUUCUACAACCCAGGUUACACACACUACUACCCCAGUUCCACCGACUACAACCCCAGUUCUACCGACUACAACCACUGUUCCAGCUGUAUCACUGAGCAAAAUUCCUCUUCAAUUUUCUCUCCAAGUUGAUGGUUCAGCUCCAUCUUGCACUGAGGGUGAAUAUAUACCACAGUUCCUCCCACCAACACCUCAACAUGGAGAGCACCUGCAGGCCCGUGUGAAUGAGAAGCUUGAAAUCAUAAUAAAUGCUUUCGCAUUUAUUUCAAGCCUCACUGAUGUCUUCAUAAGUGGACCUCUGCACAGCACAAAACACAAAGCAACCACUGGGGAGUAUGUGAUUAACUGGACACCAACUCCAGAGAACUUUGGCCAACAUUUUCCAUUUUGCUUCAUCGCAGAAGGACAAUUUGGGUCAAACAUUUACCAGUCUGAAAUGAGGUGUGUCACUGUAGAGGUGGAUGAAAUGGCAUCGACUACAACCACAGUGGCAUCGACUACAACCACAGUGGAACCGACUACAACCACAGUGGCACCGACUACAACCACAGUGGGACCGACUACAACCACAGUCGCACCGACUACAACCACAGUCGGACCGACUACAACCACAGUCGGACCGACUACAACCACAGUGGCACCGACUACAACCACAGUUGCACCGACUUUGCCAGGACCCAAGGCACAUGUAACCUGCUCAGAAAACUCAAUGUCAGUGUCAGUUGAGAAGUCUACAAUCAAGAACGUCAAUAACAAACACUUCAGACUGAUAGAUCCGCUUUGCCAGCCUAACUCCAAUGUGACCCAUGUGUAUAUCAACAUACCUUUGAAUGGUUGUGGCACUGAAAUGAAGGAGACCAAUGAAUACCUUAUCUUCAAGAAUAAAAUCAUUUCGUACGAUGACCACAGAGACAUUAUAACCAGGACCCACAAACUAGAAAUUGAAUUCCUGUGCGAGUACCAGAAAAGAAGCAACCUUACAAUGGAGAUCAACUUCUCUACUAACAUUAGUAAUGAUACAUUGUGGAUGAAACUGUUCAGAUUUUCUCAAACCGCCAACCAUACAUCCAAUUCGGGGUAGAGGCCUUCAAAUUCAUUGGGCUCCACGACCAGGUGUUCAUCAGCUGCUCAAUCAUCAUAUCGUCACCUUCCUAUUUUUUGACAAAAAUGUUUACAAUUUUUUUUGAUUUAUUUAACCCCUUGAGAUCCGCCAUCUCGUUUUCGAGGGGGUCCUUAAAACAAACAGAAAUACAAACAACAAAUUACAAUGUAUAACUCAUAAAAAAUACAUUCAUCCAACAAUUUGCUCUCCAUAACAUCUCCUCACAUACCAACCCUAUAUAAGCACAUAAAUACAAUAAAUGUACAUUUGUCAUACACAGCAUACAAGUUCAGUACCAUUCAAUGUAAUGAAGUUCCCGUAAUAAAAAAAAUGGUAUACUCAAAAGCAAGAGCAAAUAUUCUUCAAGUGAUCACGUAGAGCUGACCUAAAGAUAUUGAUUGAAGUAAUAGAUCUAAUUUCACUUGUUAAAUUAUUCCAAUCUGAUGGAGCUUUAAAUUGAAAUGCCAUACGACCUAUCUCUUUAUUAAUUUUGGGAACAUAAAAAAAUAAUUGAUCAGUAUGCCUUAAGUUAUAUGAAGAGCAAAAUGGAAUUAGAUAUUGUUUUAAGUACUGAGGAUAAUUUAAAUAAUAACAUUUAAAAAUAAACUGAAGCCAGUGAGAGUACCUUCUUGAAUAUAACGAUAACCGAAAUGUUUUAGGCUAUGUCUU